This is a messenger RNA of Culex quinquefasciatus (southern house mosquito), 357 nucleotides long. RefSeq lists its product as uncharacterized. NCBI's taxonomy places the organism in Eukaryota, Metazoa, Arthropoda, Insecta, Diptera, Culicidae. The transcript has 2 exons. The record is from RefSeq and is a predicted model, not a curated record. Bases 49 to 357 code for a protein of 102 amino acids.
CCUACACACCGGCUCCAGGACAAACCUCUUCUCAAAGUCCAGCAGCGAAUGCUCCGAUCUCCAACGCGGCCAACAUUCUUCCGACCACAUCGACCGGAUAUGCCCUCGUUCUCCCGGAAGUGGUUUGUGUGCUUUCCAGCCAGCCCGUGUUUCGGCAACUCGUCCGCGUUCCGGAAAGUCACCCUCCUGGCACUGGUGUGCGCGUCCCAGCAGUGGCCCGCGUUCAGAAGAGUCGUCCUCCCGGUAGUGGUUUGUGCGCGUCCCAGCAGCAGCCCGCGUUUCCGCAACUCGACCGUGUUCCGGAGGGCCGUCCUCACGGCAGUAGACUUACUUAUUUUUCAAUGGUUGGUUGGUUAA